Molecule: messenger RNA, 366 nt
Organism: Cladophialophora carrionii CBS 160.54
Lineage: Eukaryota; Fungi; Ascomycota; Eurotiomycetes; Chaetothyriales; Herpotrichiellaceae
Exons: 1
Coding region: 1-366 (121 amino acids)
Source: RefSeq, a predicted model, not a curated record
AUGAGCGCAACGCCAAUCAGACUGCGCGACUCUCCCGCUCAGGUCCAGGAAAAGCUUGGUCUCAGCACUCGACAAUUCGACAACUUCAAGAACUUUGCCCGACGAGUCCACGGCGAGUAUUGCGCUGCCCGUCCCAACUCCAAAUGGGCCGAUGUCAACGUCGUCUGGACCGCCGUACCGGAACGAGAGAAGCUCGACGUGAUCCGAUUGAUGUACAACCUGUGCACCGAGUCCAACCUAUUCCCUCCCACGACCGGCCGAGCCGUGAUUGAAGCAGGCAUCGAGCAGAGGCUGCACCAGGUGCGGCGUACUUGGCAGCAGACAUCCAGGACAAGGACAAGACCGUCAGCAGGAGGCGAUGAUUAG